UAGUAAGGGAGUUUCAAAUAGAUAGCCCGAGUGGAAAUCUGCAUAUUCACUGAGGCCCAAUUCUCAAAACCCAUGUAUAUAAGGCGGGACUUUCAUUUCCAUUCGCUCCCAAAAUCCAAAACCAUUUUCAGAGAUGAGCAUUGCUUCCAGUUCCCUUCCAGAGCUGUGUCUACAGUUAAUUUCUUCUGCAUUUCAACGAUGCCGCGCCUCCGACGACCUCUGCAGACUCUCCGUCGUUCUCCGGCGAUCUCCGCCUUCCAAUCUCGUUCGAAUUUCAGUUUCGGAUACUGGUGUUGGAAGCUGCGUGGAGGAGUUUGAAGCCUUGAAGCUUUGCAGGGAGGCUUUUGGGGGUGAGAUUUGGGAUGGAUUGCUUUCCGUCACAACCACCGGUUUUGGUGAUAAUGAGAUAUAUCACUAUGAGUUCAAUCUAAAAGAGGCUGUGUCUGCCACAAGGUUGACCAGGCUGCCUUCGAAUCCUAAGAAUGGGCAGAAAUUCAGUGGGACUGAAGUAUGUCUGUCGAUUUUUGAAAGCGUUGAUGUUUUGCUAGGAGAGAUUAGUCGCUUCUUUCAGAAGAUCCUCAUUCUAAAGAUCCCUAAUGUUGCAAUUCAGCUGGUGGCUGAGCAUGGGGAUGUUCCUGGAUCACGAUAUGAAAGUGUUUUUCUGGCAAAUGAAUGGAAUCCUUUACCUUUCUCAGCUUCAAAUCUUGAACGUUUAAAGUCAGGCCUUGAAGACUAUGUUUUUAAGCAUGGAAAUACAUUAGGAAAAAAUUGCGAGUCAUGCUUCUCAAAUUGGGAGCAUCUCAAGGUUGGGACUGGAGUAGCAUGCCACACAGAAAGCCGUAGAUAUUCUGAAUCAGUUAUGGAAGCUGUGAUUGUAAUAAGUGAAAUAUCAGAGCUAGCGAGUACUUGCCUGAGGACAUGUGAGGCCAAAACAGAGGUUUUGUAUUUCAAAGAUUUCUCACCUUGCCCAAUUUCCCAAUCAUCUGUGAAGGCAUUAACAAGCAUUGACUGGAAAAGUUAUGGAUUGACUUUUGGGGGCGUUGUGGAGCAGGGUGGCUAUGCAUUACUGAAAUGGGAUAACUUGCCACCAUAUGUUCAAAUUGACAUUUCCCUCCACCACUACCAUAACCAGGUUACAACACCAUCAGCAAGGCUAAAGAUGCAACCUGAUCAAAAACUUGUAAAAAAGGCAGUUAAAUUUGCAUUGAAUGAUUUGAAGGACAAACAUGCUGGAGUUCUUCUAAGUGCCCAUGCCCUCAAGGUUCGUGACUGUGCCCCUGAUCUUGCAAAAACAAUUUCUAGCCUAAUCCUGUGCUCCAACGACUCAAAUUUCCGAGAAGAAUGCUUUUCUUUUCUCGGUUUACCAUUUCAAGGAGUAGGAAGUGAACUUGUUGAAGACUGUAUAAAGGAAAAGAUCAUUUCAGUCAUAGACAUGAACGACAGAGAACAACCCCAGAGAAGCAAAGAAGUUCCAACUUUUCUUUUUGAAGAUGAUCACUUCCAGGAUUCAGGGUCUCAAGAUGAGGAAUAUGAAGGUGAGGAUGCUUUUACCUCUAUGGAUAUAUAAACUUGAGCAAUCCACAGAGGGCAUGCCGAUAUGAAUUGGUAAAUUAUAAAUAACUGGUAGAUUACAUAAGGAAAAGGCCUUGCUCAUAUAGUUAUGUUUUAAAUCAUUUCUGUCAUUGUCAUCUUACACAUUCAAUCAUAAAUUCAUAAUCGUUCAGUGCAUUGAUCGCAUGCUCCUGUCACAUGACUAAUAUUCCUUCUGUAUUGUCAUCUCAUCAGUUGAAUUGAUUUUUUUUUUCCUUCCUC
Rosa rugosa (rugosa rose) is the source of this 1812-nucleotide messenger RNA. Its product is annotated as type 2 DNA topoisomerase 6 subunit B-like. The transcript has 12 exons. Gene Ontology annotation, cellular component: condensed chromosome. Gene Ontology annotation, biological process: reciprocal meiotic recombination; meiotic DNA double-strand break formation. The record is from RefSeq and is a predicted model, not a curated record. The coding region runs from base 134 to 1567 and encodes 477 amino acids. Gene Ontology annotation, molecular function: protein-macromolecule adaptor activity. Lineage: Eukaryota; Viridiplantae; Streptophyta; Magnoliopsida; Rosales; Rosaceae.